This is a messenger RNA of Aegilops tauschii subsp. strangulata, 369 nucleotides long. NCBI's taxonomy places the organism in Eukaryota, Viridiplantae, Streptophyta, Magnoliopsida, Poales, Poaceae. The record is from RefSeq and is a predicted model, not a curated record.
AUGGGGCUGCGGCGAGGCGGGGUGGCGACGGGGCGGGGAGGGGGCGGCGACGGGCAGCGCUCCUCGGGGGCGAUCGACCCGCGGCUGCGGCGGGGAGGCUCGGGAGGGGGUGGGAAGGCAGUAAGGUGGUGGCGACGGGGCGGGGAGGGGACGGCGACGGCGCGGGGAGGGGGCGGCGACGGGGCAGGGAGGUGGCAGCAACGGUGCGGGGAGGGUGCGGCGGCGGGGCCAGGAGGGGGCGGGGAGGCGGCGGCGACGGCGCGAGGAGGGUGCGGUGGCGACGGCACGGGGUGGCAGAAGGAGGAAAGAGGAGAGGAGACAGAGAGACAGGGCGACGGCGGGGACGCGGCCCCGUUAAGUCAAUUUUGA